AUGAUCCAGGACAAUUCUGAGGUUCCUGGCGACCUGUCCCUACAAGAACGUCAGGAACUGGAGAACAUCCGUCGCCGGAAGCAGGAACUAUUGGCUGACAUUCAGCGUCUGAAGGAUGAGAUAGCAGAAGUCACGAAUGAAAUUGAGAGCCUGGGAUCCACAGAAGAGAGGUACAUUGUCUCUGCCAUAUAUAGGCAGUUUCUGUGGAGCUUUCGUCUUCCAGGAGAGGCACAGAAGAUUGAUCGAAUGAUGGAGGCAUUUGCACAGCGAUAUUGUCAAUGCAAUAAUGGAGUCUUUCAAUCCACAGACACUUGCUAUGUUCUCUCCUUUGCCAUCAUUAUGUUGAAUACCAGUCUUCAUAACCCCAAUGUCAAAGAUAAGCCCACAGUGGAGAGGUUCAUUGGCAUGAAUCGAGGUAUUAAUGAUGGAGGUGAUCUGCCAGAGGAGUUGCUUAGGAAUCUCUACGAGAGCAUAAAAAAUGAACCCUUCAAAAUCCCUGAAGAUGAUGGAAAUGACCUCACUCACACUUUCUUCAAUCCAGAUCGUGAAGGCUGGCUAUUAAAACUUGGCGGCAGGGUAAAGACAUGGAAGAGACGCUGGUUUAUUCUGACCGACAACUGCCUUUACUACUUUGAAUAUACAACGGAUAAGGAGCCUCGUGGAAUUAUUCCUUUAGAGAAUCUAAGUAUCCGGGAGGUAGAGGACUCCAAAAAGCCAAACUGCUUUGAACUUUACAUCCCCGACAAUAAGGAUCAAGUAAUCAAAGCUUGUAAGACGGAGGCUGAUGGUCGAGUGGUAGAGGGAAACCACACGGUCUAUCGGAUUUCAGCUCCAACUCCUGAGGAGAAGGAGGAAUGGAUGAAAUGCAUCAAGUAAGUUGCACUGACAGAACAUGAAGGGCAGGCUUAUGGGAGCCUUAGUUUUUUUUGUCUCUUUGGUUUCAUUUUUUCAGACUACUUAAAUCAAAAUCUUCAAUGUCCCUUUUUCUUCUUUUCCCCCAACCAGAUCCCAGAUCAUGAAAAAUCCUCCAGGGAAGAUGAAUAUAAUUAGAGAAGAUUCCCAAAUUACUGUUCAGGGAAAAUUUUAGAGGUCUGUCCCUUGCAGUAUUUUAUUUUAUUUUUUAAGCAUCCCCUCCCCUUUAUAAAAUUUAGAAUAUUUUUCCAUGGUUACAU
Molecule: messenger RNA, 1172 nt
Organism: Gracilinanus agilis (Agile Gracile Mouse Opossum)
Lineage: Eukaryota; Metazoa; Chordata; Mammalia; Didelphimorphia; Didelphidae
Gene: CYTH1
Product: cytohesin 1
Exons: 9
Coding region: 1-876 (291 amino acids)
Biological process (GO): regulation of ARF protein signal transduction
Molecular function (GO): guanyl-nucleotide exchange factor activity
Source: RefSeq, a predicted model, not a curated record